Molecule: messenger RNA, 1661 nt
Organism: Mycotypha africana
Lineage: Eukaryota; Fungi; Mucoromycota; Mucoromycetes; Mucorales; Mycotyphaceae
Product: 26S proteasome subunit RPN7-domain-containing protein
Exons: 6
Coding region: 113-1282 (389 amino acids)
Biological process (GO): proteasome-mediated ubiquitin-dependent protein catabolic process
Cellular component (GO): proteasome regulatory particle
Molecular function (GO): protein binding
Source: RefSeq, a predicted model, not a curated record
UUGGUUUUUAAAAAAAGCAAAAGAGAGAGAGCUGCCCGCUUUCUUUUACGCGUGCUGCUUACAGUUACAACCUUUUCUUUCCAUUCUAAAAUUCCAGACACAAAUAAAACAAAUGACCACCGUAAUUGAAGAAAAUACAGUUCCCAACAUUCCUGACCUUACACUCGCACACUACCGCUUUAUCUUAAGUCAUGGUCCAGUUGAUUUGAGAGAAGAUGCUAAACAAAAACUUUUUGAAAAAAUCAAGAAAAAUAAAAUGGGACCCUUCUACAAAUUGAUGGUGGAGGAAUUACAAGAACCACUCGAUCAAUCUCUAUACGACUCUAUGACUGCUGAAAACGAGCAGGAAUUACAGAAAUUUGAUGAAAAGGCAGCUAAUGCAGUACAAAACGAAGGAGAAACUGAAGUGAAUGAAGCUUUAUUAGCGAAAGCAGACUAUUAUGCCAAGAUUGGCGACAAAGAGAAUGCUCUGUCAGCAUACGAAGCCUUAUUGAAAAGAUCAAUCACAUUGGGUACUUCUAUAGAUAUUGUAUUUACCCUUGUUCGUAUCGGCCUUUUCUUUGGAGACAACAAAUUAGUUCGCUCAAAUAUUGAAAAGCUUAAAGAACUCAUUGAACAAGGCGGUGAUUGGGAUCGACGUAACAGAUUAAAGGUCUAUGAAGGCGUGUACCUCAUGUCCAUUCGCGAUUUUAAGGGUGCAGCCACGUUGUUUUUGGAUACACUCAGCACUUUCACCAGCACAGAAAUCUUUUCCUAUCAAGACUUUGUCAAAUAUGCAGUUUUAACAAGUCUGAUCAGUAUGAAGCGUGUUGAUAUAAAGAAGAGAGUCUUGGAUGCGUCAGAAAUUUUGGAAGUUAUUUCUGAUAUCCCUCAUCUUGAAGAUCUUAUGGCCAGUUUAUACAAUGGCAAGUAUGCUCAAUUCUUCCGUUCUUUAGCUGAAGUGGAACAAAUCCAUCUGCGUACAUCUCGUUACCUCUUACCACAUUUGCGCUACUACAUUCGUGAGAUGCGUAUUUUGGCAUAUGCUCAGUUAUUAGAAAGCUACCGAUCUUUAACAGUGACGAGUAUGGCGCAAGCAUUCGGUGUGAGUGAAGAAUACAUUGAUCAGGAUCUCUAUAAAUUUAUUGCUGCUGGACGUCUUAACUGUGUUAUUGAUAAAGUAAACGGCAUUAUUGAAACAAACAGACCCGACGCAAAAAAUGCACAAUAUCAAGCCGUCAUCAAGCAAGGCGAUGUUUUAUUGAAUAGAAUUCAAAAAUUGAGCCGAGUUAUUGAUGUUUAAUGGAAAAAAGUUAUCUGAUUCAACAAUAAAUAUAAGCUUAUAUAUACACCUUAUAUGAUGAUCUAACAUUUAGCAUGUGCUCUUUUCGUCUCAUUCUUUCCUGUUUAAACAGUCAAAGCAUUUUUUGCUGAAAAACUCAGACUCAGAAAAAAAAACCAAAAAAAAAAUCAAAAACCAUGAGUCUUUGCUUGUAUAAUACUCUGUCAGUAAUGGCAAUAUCUUCCAGCGGUUUAAAGCCUCGACAAAAAGUAAGACUUUUCGUUUACUGUUAACAUAUCAAAUCUAGGCUUAUGAAAAAUAAUUUUUGCUAAAGUUGAGUCAACCUUAUCCGAAACAAGAAAUUAUUUCACAUGUCUAAUAAAGCAUAUGUCUUUGUCAC